Chelmon rostratus (copperband butterflyfish) is the source of this 2277-nucleotide messenger RNA. RefSeq names its product motile sperm domain containing 2 (gene mospd2). Bases 287 to 1861 code for a protein of 524 amino acids. The transcript is spliced from 15 exons. The record is from RefSeq and is a predicted model, not a curated record. NCBI's taxonomy places the organism in Eukaryota, Metazoa, Chordata, Actinopteri, Chaetodontiformes, Chaetodontidae.
GAGUUGACGACAUCAAGGAGAAGUGUUAAGCUUGCUAGUCGUACUUGAGCUAAUCACAGUGUGUGAAUGAAGACGCCUCUCUUGUGAUCUUGAAUACAAGUCAACACUCCCUCUGCUAUUAGAGUUCAAACAAACAACACACGGAGAGGUGUGGCCACGGCUGGAACCAAAAUGGCAACGACGAAACGUCAGUUUCGCACUUUGCACUGAUUCCUCUGGCUAAACGUUAGCUAACUAGCUAGCCCAACAAGGAAACACAGAGAAGGAAACUCGGGGACAGUUGAAUAUGGCUGAAGUCGAGCAGUACGAAGGAGCGCAGGACAUCGAGAAGAAAAUCGAAGAGACGAGACAGAGAUUUAAGAAUGAGUUCCUUCAAGAUUUAUCAGAAAAAUAUGACUCCAGAGAUGUGGACAGGCUUCAAAGUGAUGAUGCUCUGGUGGAAGGGUACCUGACAUGGAGGAUGUAUGUUGUUGAGGAUACCUUGAAAAUGAUCGAUGAAAGUCUUCAGUGGAGAAAAGAGUAUGGUGUCAAUGAUCUCACUGAGAGCAUCAUUCCCAAAUGGAUGUUCGAGACAGGUGCUGUCUACCUCCACGGCUAUGACAAAGAGGGCAACAAACUGUUCUGGUUCAAGGUAAAGCUACACGUUAAGGAUGCAAAAACAAUCUUGGACAAGAAGAAGUACAUUGCUUUCUGGCUGGAGCGGUAUGCAAAGAAAGAACCUGGGAUGCCACUCACUGUUGUGUUUGACAUGGCAGAGUCUGGCCUCAGCAAUAUAGACAUGGAGUUUGUGAAGUACAUUAUCAAUUGCUUCAAAGUUUAUUAUCCAAAGUUUUUAUCCAAAAUGAUCAUCGUGGAUAUGCCUUGGAUCAUGAAUGCUGCGUGGAAGAUUGUAAAGUCGUGGCUGGGUCCCGAGGCCAUCAGCAAGCUCAAGUUUGCAUCCAAGGCAGAGAUCCAGACAUUCAUAGACCCUGAGUACCUGCCGCCUCACAUGGGUGGAACGGACCCCUUCAAAUACAGCUACCCACCUCUCCCUGAUGACGACUUCCAAACUCCCAUCUGUGACAACGGACCUAUUGUUAGCGAGGACGAGACGGAGAGCAAAGAGAGUGAAAUGGAGGUCAAAGAUGCACUUGAGUCCAGCUUCAACUCUGAGGUUGCGGUAAAGCCCAAAAAGGUGAAUUUCCUGGAAGACAGUUUGAGGGCAGAGGACAAUGAUAAAGUAGACACAAACGCCAGGAUCAAAGGUGCCAGGAAGCCACUGACCACCUUCAAAGGCCCUCUGCUGGAUGUUAGCCCUGCAGAGGAGCUCAGCUUUGGUUCUGGGGAGACAGAGAAGAAAUGCCUCAUUAUCCUGAGCAAUGUGACCAAAAAUCAAGUGGCCUUCAAGGUACGGACCACAGCACCUGAGAAGUACAGAGUGAAGCCCAGCAGCAGCUGCUGUGAACCAGGAGCUUCAAUAGACAUAGUGGUGUCCUUACAUGGAGGUUCACAAGCCUCUCCACAGGACAGAUUUUUGGUUAUGGCCGCCGAGAUGGACAAUGUCGCAUCACAAGAACUUGCACAGUUCUGGAAAGAAGUACCGAAAACCAAGGUCAUGGAACAUAGAUUGCGCUGUCAUGUUCUGGAGAGCGCUAAGCCCACAGUGAGUCCUCUCAGGGACAGCCCUGUGGAGACAGGAGGCAGCGGGCAGCUGGAAUUAAACACCAUGCUCAUGCGAGUGAUGGCCUGCAACUCACGGCUGGAGCAGAAGCUGAACACGUGUCUGUGGGUGCAGAAGGUUCUCAUUGGGUUGGUGCUGGUCCUGGUGGUGCUGAACCUGCUGUGUCUCUUCCUGCUGGGGACUUCCCAGCAGCCAUCCUGACCUGCCACAGCUCCUUCCGCCUCCAUCUGCGGACCACAGACCCGUAGACGGUUCCAGCAGGGCCACAGUGGACCACCUGAUGAGGGGGGGGUCGUCCUGAACUCUCCCCUCCCCUCCCCCUCCCUCCUCGCGGGCUGCUGUCAAUGAAGGGAGGAGGGCUGACUUUAGGGGCACGUGAGUUGUUGUGGAGUUGACUGUAGGAAGAGUUUGUACUUGUCUCUUUUCAGGCACUUAAAGAGUAAAUACAACAGAGACACUUUUACCAAUAUGACAUCAAGUGAAUAAUGUUAUUUUUUAAAACUGAUUAUGGUAAAAUAAAAGUGUAUUUAUUGUAGAAAUCGGUUAUUUUUGGCAUCAUAAUGUACAUUUUUUUAUAUUGUAUAAAUCUACAGAAUAUAAAAUAAACACCUUUUGUC